Messenger RNA from Xylaria bambusicola, 2101 nucleotides. RefSeq lists its product as uncharacterized. Bases 1 to 1662 code for a protein of 553 amino acids. The transcript has 4 exons. Lineage: Eukaryota; Fungi; Ascomycota; Sordariomycetes; Xylariales; Xylariaceae. The record is from RefSeq and is a predicted model, not a curated record.
AUGGCAGACCCUGCUUCGUUGGUCCUUGCCAUUGCCCCCCUGGCUCUUGAGGCACUCAAGGGCUUCCGCAAACUCAAUUCUAAAUUACGGAUAUUCUGUCACUACUCACAAGAAUUGAAACGAAUUCGCACAAAGUUUGAGACCCAGCAGGACUUUUUUCAGUCGGAAUGUGAAAUACUGCUCCGGAAGGUUACCGACAGCCAGUCCCAGGUCGAAGUAUUCUUGAGAGCACGACAAUUCGACGAUAGUUGUCACGAUAUUCUCAAACGGCUGUGCACGUACCUAGGGUCACGACAAACAGCUUUUCGCGGCAUUUUUGAAGAUAUAAAAGCAUCUCUCCAGGAUCUAGAAGCCGAGUUGCAUGGCUUCGAGAAAUUCGAGUCUGAGCGGCAAGAUGGCGAGAGUCUUAAAGAUGUUGUGAGGCGGCUCAGAUACCGCCUGAAAAUAACAAUUAACAAGACCAAUUACGACGAAGCCCUGGAAAGACUGAAACAAUCUAACUAUGACCUCAAAAGCAUUAGAAAGCACUCUCAAGAACUAAGAGGAGACAUCAAUCAUGUACAAGAUGUCACCAACAACAUAAAGCCACCUCCAUCAGAAUGCAUGCAUUUCGGAAGAGUUCGAUUGGCAACUCUUGCUUUUCACGAGGCUAUGGUGACGCACUGGGUCUGCGAAGAGCGCGAGCAUCAGCGUCAUUUUCUUAGAUUGUUCACUGAUGCUCAGGUUCAACAGGACAUAAGGAUGAAAUUUUUCUUGCUUGGAGAGUGGGAACCACCAGAAGUCAUCGGUCCUAAACGCUUAGAUUUAGCUUCUUUGGAAGUUCGAUCAACGAUUCUCGAGUGCCCUGAGCCAUUGGGGCCAGGAAACGGGGAAAUCCAGACGCAAUCCUGCGAGGCAACCGUUGAUUUUAGAGUGGUUAAGCGGAGACGAGUCGCAUGGGCCGACGAGACCCCUGCUUCAAUAAAAUCUCAUAACUAUCGGCCUUCGAACUCAAAAAGACAUAGCUUGCUUCAUCAUAAGGUUAUAAAUUCAGGAUUGAGGGCCCAAAACUAUCAAUGCACUGGCAUCCCUGGCUGCGCUAUUGCUACCCGACAAUUUAGAGGCGCCGCUUGUCUUGGGCAUCUUGACAUAGAGAUGCAGAAAUCAUUUCGACAUUCGUUCUACGCCUGGUCCGGCAUCUGCAACAACAAUGUGACAGUAGCCAAGACAUUUGCCACCGCAGAACCACUUACCAACUUGUUCAAUCAACCCGUUCAAAAGGACUUUGAUGUUGUUGAUCAGUUGUUAUUGGCUAAAGCAAUGGUAGCCACUAUCCUCAAGUUCCACUCUACCCCAUGGCUCGGUAUCGCGGAUGAGAGCAGGCGCUCACAGCGCAUUCGGAACACCGUUCUUUAUAAUUUGGGUGUGGGCCUUCUUCAGAUAGAUCGCUGGACCAACUUAGACCCGGACGCCGUUGACAUCAUUGACAAUCUUGCUACGCAGCGGGCGAACAUGGGGCCAAAAUACCGAGAUCUCGUACAAAAGUGUCUAUACUGUGAUUUUGGGGUCGGUGCGGAUCUCCUUAAACCUCAACUGCAAAUCGAAAUCCUUGAUAAGGUUGUAGGAGAGCUCGAGUCCAUGGUCGCAGCACUCAGGAUCAAUGAUGAUAAGGUGGAGGUGUAAUAUUGAUACACCUAUUUCAGGCUUAAAUGGCACACUGCAGUAAGCUGUCCUUUGAGCAAUCAAAGUAUUGAGAAUCUUUGGCUAUGGCAUCAACUUGACUCCCCCUUUUAUCUUCUAAAGAGGAGCUAGUAUAUGAACCUUUAGUCUGAGUAUGUGAGUCAUAUCUGACCCGUUCAAUGUAUUGGAUAUAUGAGUAUAGAUGAAUGAUUGUGCAUCGAACUAUGAAAGCCCCCAUAACAUCUCUAGCUAACUCUAUAUCUUCCAGUCGGAUGGCGUUGCGCUCGCAAAUGCCCCUAAAAUGCCCUCUUGGCGAAAGAGAUUUUCAGGCGUAUCUAGUUGUGUGAUCUGCCCAGGCAUCCACAACACGGACACGAUUGUACCCUGUGAUAGUUUUUGGUCGAUGUGCGAUAUAAUAAAGUUUUCCCGCGGAAACAUGCGG